AUGCUUCAGGUUUGGCCAUCAUCGCGCCGGAGGCAAACCUGUGCAGCUGUCAAUGAUCCAAAUGCAUUCCUCAGCAGGUAUGGCCUGAAUGAUACAAAUGAUCUAACUUUUGAGGUUUGCAAUUGUCCUGACAUCAUUCUCACAUACUCUAUCUCUGCCAUAUCCCUACGGAGGAAACAGAGGGGUGGUAGCAACUACUCUGAUGAGGAAAAAGAGACUGCUGUGUUUAACCAGGCCCCAGGAUGCCCUAAUCUUACCAUUCUCUCUUUCAAAGGGGGAUUCCAUGGGAGAACUAUGGCUUCCUUGUUGUGUACACAUACAAAAUGGGUACACAAACUUGACUUCCCAAGUCUUGACUGGCCAAUGGCUGAUUUUCCUAAACUAAAGUACCCUCUUGAAGACAACGUAGCAGAGAAUGCAAAGGAAGAGCAAAGGUGCCUUGAUCAGGUGGCUGAGUUGUUUGAUAUUUACAACAAACGUGGCAAUGAUGUAGCUGGUGUUAUAGUUGAACCCAUACAGGCAGAAGGUGGAGAUAACUAUGCAUCACCCAACUUCUUCAAGGAGCUCCAGAAAAUAAUCAAAAAGAAUAAUAGCUACAUGGUGGUCGAUGAGGUCCAGACUGGUGCAGGGGCCACAGGUGAGAUGUGGUACCAUGAAACAUGGGGCCUACCCACCCCACCGGAUGCAGUGACCUUCUCCAAGAAGAUGAUGUCAGGUGGUUAUUAUUACACAGAUGAGCUAAGACCAACUGAGGGCUACAGGGUGUUUAACACAUGGAUGGGGGACCCCAGUAAAGUAUUGUUCUUAGAAGAAAUGAUUGAAAUCAUGAAGGAUGAGGAUUUACUAGCAGAGGUGACUAGAGCUGGAAACAAACUAGUGGAUGGCCUUAAUGAAAUACAGGGUCGUCACCCAGAUGUGCUCAGCGCAACACGGGGAGGGGGUGUAUUUGUAGCUGUCGAUUGUAAAGAUGCAUCCUUCAGGGACAAACUUAUUGCACAGCUUAGGAAUGCAGGCAUUCACACAGGAGGAUGUGGUGAUAACUCGUUGAGGUUUCGACCGAUGCUUAUAUUUCAAGAGAAACAUGCCAACAUUGCAUUAGACACUUUCGAAACAACAUUGAAGAAACUUCUUUAAAUUAACUCUUUGACACAGUCAGAUGAACACAGAUCGCUGAUAUUUGAGAUCGUAAAGUGGUUGCUGGUCACCUAGAAAUAAGAAAUGUUAUGCUUUGAUUGAAAGAUAUCACCUGCUCAAAGUGACUUUUCAAAAAAUAAAAAAUAAUGCAUCAAAUAACACAUGUGGGGAAAUGUGUAGUUCGGGAGGGGCUUACAAGGGCUUGAAGCUAGACUGCGUCAAAGAGUUCAAGUCUGAAAUUUCACAGGUUUUUCAGCUAAGUCAUCAACAUUUUGAUCAACUUAACACAUGUUAAGCCUAAUAGAAGGGUAAACACAUUGUUUUGAAUAACUGAGCUUUUUUGAGUUGUUGUCAAAUCAAAACGAGGAAAUAUGACUACGCAAUCAACAAUGUCAAAGAGGACUGGCUCCCAUGA
Messenger RNA from Owenia fusiformis, 1549 nucleotides. The record is from the annotation of a GenBank genome assembly. NCBI's taxonomy places the organism in Eukaryota, Metazoa, Annelida, Polychaeta, Sabellida, Oweniidae.